AUGACCAAGAAGAGAAUAUGCUGGAAUCCCAACUCAUCUGGUGGCCAUGUGAAUCUUGGUUUGGAUAUAAGUGAUGAUAUGGUUUCAGGGAAUAGCUAUAAAACCUACAGUAUUGAAGACAGCUCUUGGAGCCCACAGGAGAGGAAGCUUGAGACAGCAGUGGGGAAAGAUGUUCUUCCUUCCAGGAAGUAUGAAGCUGCUUGGAGAACCAUGAUUCCUUUUCGCCCCAAGCCCAAGUUUGCCACUUCUCAUCCACUGGAUUAUGCUGGUUUGUUCUCCUAUGCCACAUUGUCAUGGCUCACCCCAUUCAUGAUUCUAGGUUCACAGAAACGCUUAGAUUCAGACAACAUUCCCCAGCUGUCAGCACAGGAAUCUUCAGCCAAAAAUGUCAAAAGACUUUGCCGCCUCUGGGAAGAAGAAGUCUCACAGUAUGGAAUUGACAAAGCUUCCAUGUUUCGAGUGAUGCUGAGGUUCCAAAGGACACGGGUUUCUAUUGCCUUGUUUAUAGGAUGCUUCUUCUCUGUGGCAAGCAUGCUAGGGCCAGUGCUUAUGAUUCCAAGAAUCCUAGAAUAUCCUGAAGAGUGGUCUGGAAAUAUUGCUUAUGGAGUGGGAAUAUGUAUUGGUCUUUUUUUCUUUGAGACUCUGAAGUCUUUGUUUUUGACCACAUAUUGGAUCAUUAAUGAAUAUACAGCCAUCCGGUUUCGUACUGCCGCCUCCUCCUUAGCCUUUGAGAAGCUAUUACAAUUUAAGUCUUUAAUGCACAUUACCACAGGAGAGGUCAUCAGUUUCUUUACCAAUGACUUGACUUACCUGUUUGAAGGGGUGUACUAUGGUCCAAUGAUCUGGCUUGCCUUCACAACGCUGGCUGCUAGCACCAUCACCACCUGCAUUCUUCUGGGACCCACUGCACUGCUUGCCGCUCUCUGCUAUCUCCUGGUUUUACCACUGGAGGGACUCCUAACCAUGAAGGUCCUGAAGCUACAGAGUUGUGCAUCUGAGGUCACUGACGAGCGCAUCCGCAUGACCAGUGAAAUACUCACCUCUAUUAAGAUGAUUAAAAUGUACACCUGGGAGAAACCAUUUGCAAAAAUAAUCAAAGAUCUUAGAAAGAAGGAAAGGAAGCUAUUGGAGAAAUGUGGAUUUGCCCAGAGUAUAACCACCAUAACCUUGUACAUUGCACCCACAGUGGCCUUAGUGUUGACGUUCCUCAUUCACACAUUAUUACGAUGGAAACUCACUGUGCCAAUUGUGUUCACUGCCGUAGCUGCCUUCAACUCCAUGCGGCUGAUAGUGUUCCUGGUGCCCUUUGGUGUGAAAGGCAUCACCAAUUUCAAGACUGCUUCAGAGAGAUUUAAGAAGUUUUUUCUUCAGGAGAGCCCUGUUUUGUAUGUCCAGUCAUUGACAGACCCCCACCAAGCACUGCUUCUGGAGGGAGCCACCUUGUCAUGGAAAAAAUCCUGUCCUGGGAUUAUCAAUGAGGCAUUGGAGCUAGAAAGGAACGGACAUAACCACGAAGGAAUAACCAAGCCAUCACCUCCACUGAGGGGCAUUAGACCAGAGGAUAAAAGGGAUAACCAGGGCCCAGAACUGUACAAGAUAAAUCUGUUGGUGCCAAAGGGGACCAUAUUAGGAGUUUGUGGCAAGACAGGGAGUGGCAAGAGCAGCCUGCUGUCAGCCAUUCUGGGGGAGAUGCACUUGUUGGAAGGUUCUGUGGGGGUUCAUGGAAACUUGGCCUAUGUUCCUCAGCAGGCCUGGAUCAUUGAGGGUAGCAUCAAGGAAAAUAUCCUCCUUGGAAACCAGUACAACAAGACCAGGUACCUCCAGGUUCUCAGUUGCUGUUCCCUGACCCAGGACGUGAAGAUGCUGCCCUUUGGAGACAUGACACAGAUCGGGGAGCGUGGCAUCAAUCUCUCUGGAGGGCAGAAGCAGCGGAUCAGUCUGGCCCGUGCCGUCUACUCAGAUCGUGAGAUCUUACUGCUCGAUGAUCCCCUGUCAGCGGUGGACCUGCAAGUGGGGAAGCAUAUCUUUGAGGAAUGCAUUAAGAAGGUGCUACGGGGAAAGACAGUGAUCCUUGUCACCCACCAGUUGCAGUAUUUAGAGUUUUGUGACCAGAUCAUUUUGCUAAGAGAGGGGAAAAUAUGUGAAAAAGGAACUCACAGUGAACUUCUACAGAAACAGGGGCAAUAUACCAAACUCAUCCAGAAGACCUUCAGGAAAGCCAAACAGGCCGAGCGGAAGGACACAGCUAAGAUAGCAAAGGAGCCACUAGAGGAAGCUCAGGUGCAGACCAUGUCCCAGGAAGACACUACCAAGGAGAAUGCUGAGACUGUGCUGGAAAAUAAGAUUAUAAAUGAGGAAAACAUGGAAGAAGGUCUCUUGAAAUUCAGUGUCUACCACCACUACAUCCAGGCAGCUGGAGGUUACAUGGUCUCUAUUGUGGUUUUACUUCUCAUGCUGCUCAUCGUCUUCCUCACACUCUUCAACUUCUGGUGGCUGAAUUACUGGCUGGAGCAGGGAACUGGGAACAAUAGCAGCAGAGAGAGCAACAGGACCACUAUGGAAUAUGGCGACAUACUGGACAAUCCUCAGCUGCCCUUUUACCAAAUGGUGUAUGGCCUCAUUGCUCCAAUUCUGAUAUUAUUAGGGAUUUGUUUCUCUGCCAUGUAUACCAAGCUCACAAAGAAGGCAUCCACAACCUUGCACAACAAGCUCUUCAGUAAGGUUUUCCGCUGUCCCAUGAGUUUCUUUGACACGAUCCCAACAGGCCGACUCCUGAACUGCUUUGCUGGAUACCUGGACGAGGCAGACAAGUUCUUGCCCACAAUUACAGAACACACCCUGCUCCUGUUCUUGGUGGCGAUUAGCGUCGUCGUGAUUAUCAGUCUGCUUUCUCUGUAUAUCCUAUUAAUAGCAAGCAUAGUAAUCAUCGUUGCUUUCAUUUACUAUACAUACUUUAGGAGGGCUGUCAAUGUGUUCAAGAGACUGUUCAACUACAGCUGCUCCCCUAUUUGCACCCACGUCCUCACUUCUCUGCAAGGCCUGAGCUCCAUUCAUGUCUAUGGGAAAAUCGAAGAUUUUAUCAGCACAUUCCAAAGGCUAACUGACACACAGAGUGGCUACCUGAUGAUGUUUAUAUGUUCCACGCGAUGGAUGGCACUGAGAAUAGAUUUCAUGACAAACCUAGUGACCUUGACUGUAGCCUUAUUUGUGACUUUCGGCAUUUCCGUUACUCCCGGUUCCUAUAGAGCCCUAGCUAUCAGCCUUGUGCUGCAGAUGGCAUCUAACUUCCAGGCUGCUAUUAGGAUUGCUUCCGAGACAGAGGCAUGCUUCACAAGUGUGGAGAAGAUACUGAAGUACAUGAAGUACUGUGUCCCUGAGGCUCCUCUACAUGUGAAAGGUGUGAGUUGUCCCCAUGAGUGGCCACAGAGUGGAGAAAUCAUAUUCCAGAAUUACCAGAUGAAAUACAGAGAUAAUACACCCAUAGUCCUCAGAGACAUCAACCUGAAGAUCCCUGGGCAAGAAACAGUGGGCAUCGUGGGAAGGACAGGCUCCGGGAAGUCCUCUUUGGGUGUGGCACUAUUCCGUCUAGCAGAGCCUAUGGCUGGCCAGAUUCUCAUUGAUGGCAUGGACAUCUGUAGCAUUGGCCUUGAGGAUCUGCGCUCCAAGCUCUCGGUUAUCCCUCAGGAUCCCACUUUGUUCUCUGGAACCAUUAGAUUCAACCUAGAUCCCUCCAACUGCUACACAGACGAGCAGAUCUGGAAUGCCUUGGAGAGGACAUAUCUAGCCAAGACAGUCUCCAAAUUCCCCCAGAAGCUUCACACAGAGGUGGUAGAAAAUGGCAAGAACUUUUCUGUGGGGGAGAGACAACUGUUCUGCAUUGCCCGAGCCCUCCUUCGAAACUCCCAGAUCAUCCUUAUUGAUGAAGCCACGGCGUCCAUCGAUGUGGAGACAGAAGCCCUGAUCCAGAGCACCAUACGGGAGGGCUUCCGGGGCUGUACAAUGCUGAUUAUUGCGCACCGUCUUAGCACUGUUCUCAGCUGUGACCGAAUCCUGGUCAUGGGCAAUGGGAAGGUUAUCGAGUUCGACAAGCCUGAUGUCCUGCAGAAGCGACCUGGAUCCACAUUUGCGGCCCUGCUGGCCACUUCAGUGAGUGAAGAAGGCAACAUGGAGGCUGCAUGUGGACAAAAUACGGAACUGACAGAGGUUUCCAGACUGUUCUUCAAACAGCCUCCUCCUGGUUGCAGCCUUCAUUUAGGAGAAGACAGAGAGGUGCCGACUGUAGUUGGGCUCAGUGUUUAUCAGACUGUAGGCAAAACAGAAAACCCCACUGCAUCCUUUCACCAAACUGUCCUUGUUCGCAGAGUGAGAGACAUCGUGUACCGACCGGGGCCGCAUGGACAUCCUGAUCAAGAACCCUACAUUCUCAUGUGGGAGGACCUCUGUACCAGUCCCCCUGACUGGCCGCUUUUGGAGCCUACGAUCCUACCCAUGAAGGAGAAAAGGGAAUCGGAGUCACAGCCUAAAGAGGAGCGAGCUGUGCCCUGCAUUUACCCUGACACUACGGACCUACUUCUCUUUGAACCCCCCCCUUACAACCCAUCUGCUCGCACCCCUUCCGCUCCAGAAGGGGAGGCGACUGCAGAACCCCGUUCCCCAUCAGAUCCCUCCUUAGCUUCCCGGACUUCCCAUAGUCCUUGCCGGAUGAGAGCCAGCGAGCAGGGCCAGCUGUGGAAACCCGCAGCAGGCAAAGAGAUUCGACAUUUGGAGCUUUGCCAAUCAUGCCGCUGA
Suncus etruscus (white-toothed pygmy shrew) is the source of this 4788-nucleotide messenger RNA. It is a transcript of the gene ABCC11, whose product is annotated as ATP binding cassette subfamily C member 11. Gene Ontology annotation, molecular function: ATP binding; ABC-type transporter activity; ATP hydrolysis activity. Gene Ontology annotation, cellular component: membrane. Gene Ontology annotation, biological process: transmembrane transport. Lineage: Eukaryota; Metazoa; Chordata; Mammalia; Eulipotyphla; Soricidae. The transcript is spliced from 34 exons. The record is from RefSeq and is a predicted model, not a curated record. Bases 1 to 4788 code for a protein of 1595 amino acids.